Delphinapterus leucas (beluga whale) is the source of this 7600-nucleotide messenger RNA. Lineage: Eukaryota; Metazoa; Chordata; Mammalia; Artiodactyla; Monodontidae. The record is from RefSeq and is a predicted model, not a curated record.
CGGGAGGCGCGCCGGGCGUCUGCACUCGCGCGGCUCCGCUCGCUCCGGCUCCCGGCCGCGGCCGUCUCGCCUCUUUCCCUUUCUCAACGCGUCUCCAAUCCGGCAGCCGCCGGACCCGGCGGUGAGCGCGUGGGGAAGAGGCAGCCGAGUCGCCCGCGGAAUUGGGCGCGGUGGGACGUGCGCGCCGCGCGGGCGGGCGCAGUCGUGGUUCCCGGGGCGGCGGGCGUCCCCACGAGACUUUAAACCCAGGACAUAGAACCUCACUUGUAGAUGAGAGUCUUCUGGAAGAGAAGAGUGGCAGAAUUUUUUUUAAGUACCAAGAUUUGACUAUGAAGUAAUUCGUGCACAUGGCAUUGGUAAGGCGCUCUUUCAGGUGGAUCAAGCCCUUGGCCACAGAUUCCCGGUUGCUUGUACUUAUUCUCUUUUCUGUACAACAUGCGUACGGGGGUGGAAAGAAAUUUAUUGGUCCCUGCGGGGGAAGAGAUUGCUCUCUUUGCCAGUGCUUUCCUGAAAAGGGGUCUCGGGGUCCACCAGGACCACCAGGGCCACAGGGUCCUAUUGGACCCCUGGGGCCACCAGGACCCAUUGGAAUUCCAGGAGAGAAAGGGAUGAGAGGUGACAGUGGCCUUCCUGGAGCAGCAGGUGACAAGGGUGAUAAGGGUCCAACCGGUGUUCCUGGAUUCCCGGGUUUGGAUGGGAUACCUGGGCACCCAGGGCCUCCUGGAUCCAGAGGCAAAUCUGGCAUAGAUGGCUACAACGGCUCAAGAGGUGCCCCAGGCUUUCCAGGAGAAAGAGGAGCUCCUGGCCCACAAGGCUCCCCAGGCCUUCUUGGGAAAAAAGGAGAAAAAGGAAAUUCAGUGUUCAUUUUAGGUGUCAUUAAAGGUAUUCAGGGUGACAGAGGGGACCCAGGACCUCCCGGCUUACCAGGCUCAAGGGGAGUGAGAGGACCAGCAGGCCCAGUGGGAUAUCCAGGAGAGCCGGGGUUGGCAGGACCUCCAGGCCCUCCUGGGAGUCCAGGUUUGAAGGGUAAUCCUGGCGUGGGAGUAAAGGGGCAAAUGGGAGACCCGGGUGAGGUUGGCCAACAGGGUUCUCCAGGACCCACCCUUCUGGUGCAGCCACCUGAUUCUGGUCUCUAUAAAGGAGAAAAGGGUAUUAAAGGAACGCCUGGAAUCAUUGGACCUCCCGGACCACCAGGCCCCAAGGGGGAACCCGGUAUUGGGACAAAAGGAGAGAAAGGUAUUCCUGGAUUUCCAGGACCUCGGGGGGACCCUGGCUUCUAUGGAUCUCCAGGUUUUCCAGGAUUAAAGGGGGAACCAGGAGUGUUUGGAGAUCCUGGGCCGUUUGGAUAUCUUGGUCCAAAGGGAGAUCCUGGAGACCGCGGGCACCCAGGACCACCAGGGUUUUUGGCAACUCCAGCUCUUCCACUCAAAGGGCCUCCAGGGGAUCCAGGGCACCCUGGCCGCUAUGGAGAAACGGGGGCUGUUGGACCACCUGGUCCCCCUGGUCCCCCUGGUAGACCAGGGGAAGUCUGUGCAGGCAUGAUGGGACCCCCUGGGCCACGAGGGUUUCCUGGUCAUCCAGGAUUUCCAGGGGCAGCUGGUAUUCCUGGGAGAGCUGAUUCUGCUCCAGGGAAACCAGGCAACCAGGGACCACCUGGGUUGCCUGGAGUGCCAGGGUUGCCGGGACCUCCAGGAUCAGAUGUUGUAUAUUGUAGUGCUGGGCCUCCUGGACCACAAGGAAUAAAAGGCAAAGUGGGUCCUCCAGGAAGAAGAGGCUCAAAAGGAGAAAAAGGAAGCACAGGGCUCUGUGCCUGCCAGCCUGGUCCCUCAGGCCCACCCGGCCCUCCAGGACUUCCUGGGAGGCAAGGGAGUAAAGGAGACUUGGGACUCCCUGGGCGACUUGGAGAAAAAGGUUACCCAGGCCUUCCUGGUGCCAGAGGAUCUCCAGGGCCACCAGGAAAACCUGGUACCUCAGGACCACCUGGCAGCAAAGGAGAAAAAGGUGACCUGGUUGUAUCAAGAGUGAAAGGGCGCAAAGGAGAAAGAGGUCCUGAUGGGCCCCCAGGAUUUCCAGGGCAGCAGGGACAACACGGUCGAGAUGGAUAUGCUGGAGAAAAAGGGGACCCAGGACCGCUGGGAGAUCAUGAAGAUGCAGCCCCAGGUGAUAAAGGGCCUCCUGGACCACCAGGCCCCCCGGGCAGAGCAGGACCUAGGGGGCCUCCGGGACUGGGAUUUCCUGGUCCACCAGGAGAGAGAGGGCAACCAGGAGCUCCAGGCUGCCCAGGCAAGAGGGGCCCUGAUGGCUGGAAGGGUCAGAAAGGUGAUACAAUUCCUUGUAACGUAACCUACCCUGGGAGGCCAGGCCCGCCAGGUUUUGAUGGACCUCCAGGUCCAAAGGGAUUUCCAGGUCGUCGGGGAGUUCCUGGGUUGAGGUGUCUGGAUGGGGAAAAGGGUCAACGUGGCAAACCAGGAAUCUCAGAAAUACCUGGUCCACCUGGUUUUCCUGGUGAUAUGGGAGAUCCAGGUUUUGGAGGUGAAAAGGGGUCCUCCCCUGUCGGGCCCCCAGGCUCUCCAGGUUCACCUGGAGUGAAUGGUCAGAAAGGACCUCCAGGAGACUCUGCUGUUGGCUACCCAGGACCCCCAGGAAAGAGGGGUCUUUUAGGAGUACCAGGGUCAAAAGGACUCAGAGGUGAUCCCGGACGACCGGGGGCUGCAGGGCCAGCUGGCAUGCCCGGAUUCCCGGGUCUCAAAGGUCCCAAAGGGAGAGAGGGAAGUGCUGGGUUUCCAGGGAUCCCAGGUCCACCCGGCCAUUCCUGUGAAAGAGGCGCUCCAGGGAGACCAGGGCCACCAGGGCUCCCUGGAGCUCCAGGAAGUCCAGGUGCCCCAGGUUGGAAAGGACAACAAGGGGACACGGGGCCUCCUGGACCCGCUGGAAUGAAGGGCCUCCCUGGAGUCCCAGGACGGCCAGGGACAGAUGGACCCCCAGGGCCCCCGGGAGUCCCAGGCCCCAGUGGGGAUGAUGCGCUACCUGGUCUUCCAGGCCCAAAGGGACCCCAGGGGCUACCCGGCUUCCUGGGUUUUCCGGGAGAGAGAGGAAAACCUGGCCCGGACGGACACCCUGGCAGAAAGGGAGAACACGGAGAACAGGGUUGGCCCGGCUCCCUGGGAGAGCGAGGAGUGAAAGGUGACAAAGGAGCAAGAGGACCCCCAGGAUAUGAAGGAGAAAUGGAUAUUAUUUUGAAAAAGGGGGAAACCGGGGAACCUGGACCUCCUGGAGAUGGUGGAUUCCCAGGAGAAGAAGGUGAUAAAGGCCAUCCUGGGAUACAAGGGAAGAAAGGAGAGCCAGGAAGCUGUGGACCACCUGGAUUUCACAGAGGGGAGCCUGGGAGGAAAGGGCAGCCAGGCCUUCCUGGACCCCCAGGCCCUCCAGGCUCACCUGGGCUGAGAGGGCUCAUUGGCUUUCCGGGAUUUCCAGGUGACCAGGGUGAGCCAGGUUCUCCAGGGCCCCCUGGACUUUCAGGAAUUGAUGGUACAAGAGGACCUAAAGGAUACAAAGGGGAACCUGCAAGUCAGUUUGGCCUACCUGGUCCAAAGGGUGAGCCAGGUAGCCCUGGAUAUCCAGGACAUUUGGGAGCACCUGGAGAGCAGGGCUUGCCUGGUGUUCAAGGACCUGGAGGACUACCCGGAAGGCCAGGACUGCCUGGCUCCUCUGGACCAGCGGGGUGUCCAGGUAAUCCAGGGCUGCCUGGGCUGCAGGGACAUCCAGGAGAAAUGGGGGAUCCUGGGCCAAGAGGCCUCGUGGGGGAUCCAGGGGCACCAGGUCUUCCGGGAAUAAAAGGUCCCUCCGGGUCGCCUGGCCUGAACGGCUUGCACGGUUUAAAGGGUCAGAAGGGCAGCAAAGGCACUUCAGGUUCCCAUAAAACGGGCCCACCUGGUCCAGUGGGAAUGCCCGGGCCAAAAGGCGAGACAGGAGACCCCGGGAGCCCAGGAAUUUCUCCUCCAGGACUUUUCGGAGACAAAGGUCCCCCAGGUCCCCCAGGGAGACCUGGACCGCCUGGUCCUGCGGGUGCCCCAGGAAGAGCUCUUAAGGGUGACAUUCCAGACCCGGGUCUGCCUGGAGAUCAGGGACCUCCUGGCCCCAAUGGUCCAAGAGGAAUACCCGGGCCUCCAGGGCCCCCUGGGAGGGUUGAACUUCUGAAAGGUGAACCAGGUGACUGUGGUCUGCCGGGGCCUCCAGGUCCCCCAGGCCCACCAGGCCCUCCAGGACGCAAAGGCUUCCCAGGAUGUGAUGGAAAAGAUGGCCAGAAAGGACCAAUAGGAUUCCCGGGGCUGCAGGGGCCACCUGGAACUCCUGGGCCACCUGGAGAGAAGGGUUUACCUGGACCUCCAGGCAGACAGGGGCCCUUGGGUCCUCCAGGUUCCAGAGGUGAACCUGGGCCCCCUGCAGACGUGGAUGCUUGCCCCCGAAUCCCAGGGCUUCCUGGGGUACCAGGCCCAAGAGGACCAGAAGGAACCAUGGGGCUCCCCGGAAUGAGAGGCCCCCCAGGACCAGGGUGCAAAGGAGAGCCCGGGCUGGAUGGCAGGAGAGGCGAGGAUGGCCUUCCAGGGUCCCCUGGGCCUCCAGGACACAAAGGUGACAUGGGAGAAGCAGGCUGCCCAGGAGUACCAGGCCCUCCUGGGCCCGUGGGGGAUCCUGGGCCCGAAGGGUUCGGCCCUGUAGACCCCAGUGGCUUCCUCCUGGUUCUCCACAGUCAAACUGAUGGAGAACCCACCUGCCCCGCGGGCAUGCCCAGGCUCUGGACUGGGUAUAGUCUGUUAUACCUGGAAGGACAGGAGAGAGCUCACAAUCAAGACCUUGGUCUGGCGGGCUCCUGCCUCCCCAUGUUCAGCACGCUGCCCUUCGCCCACUGCAACAUCCACCAAGUGUGCCAGUACGCCCGGAGGAACGACAGGUCCUAUUGGCUGGCGAGCGCCGCGCCGUUGCCUAUGACGCCGCUCUCGGAGGAGGAGAUCCGCCCGUACCUCAGCCGCUGCGCCGUGUGCGAGGCCCCCGCGCAAGCCGUGGCUGUGCACAGUCAGGACCAGUCUGUCCCGCCGUGUCCGCGGGCCUGGAGGGGCCUCUGGAUUGGGUACUCUUUCCUGAUGCACACAGGCGCUGGGGACCAAGGAGGCGGCCAGGCCCUCAUGUCACCCGGCAGCUGCCUGGAGGAUUUCAGAGCUGCACCGUUCCUUGAAUGCCAAGGACGUCAGGGAACUUGCCACUUUUUUGCAAAUGAGUAUAGCUUCUGGCUGACAACUGUGAGACCUGACUUGCAGUUUUCCUCAGCACCCUCACCGGACACCUUGAAAGAAAGCCAAGCCCAGCGCCAGAAAAUUAGCAGGUGCCAGGUCUGUGUGAAGCAUAGCUAGAGAACCCACCGCUUGUCAUCAGGUCACCAAGAGAAAUUUGCUAGGAGGCGAAGGCCUCCUAGGCUGUGCUAAGAGAUUCAGUGGUGCUCAUCUUGGAUUCCUGGUUUAGCUGUUCCUUCUGGUUUCGAUGUGGUUGUUCCCACAGUACUGUAAUCCCUUCCUCCGUUCGGGACAGAUUAAGCAAACGCUACACGUGUGGAUUUGUUUGGACCUACCAACCUACAUGAAACCGGGAUAUUCUUAGCUGGCUUUAUUUAAAAGUAUGCUAAUUCAGGGGAAGGCAAAUAGAUGAUACAAAUUACAUUACUGAAAACGUCAUUCAUUGGUUAAUAGCAACUCAAACAAUUGAAGUCAAUUACUCUGUAACACAGUGGGCUUCUGGAUGGAUUUUACAGGAAAAAAUAAAUAGGCCAACAAAUGAAACUAGAAAGUAGAGAUUUCCUACGUUUCAAAAUGAUUUCCUCUGUAAUCUGUUUUUCCAUGCACUUUAACUGUAAAACUAUGACCCACGGAGAUUAAACAAAAAUCCACACAGCCAGCCUGAAGAGUUCAUUUCAAAGCAGAAUGAAUCAUUAUGCCAGGAAGGACCACGGCCGCUGUAUUCCAGAGAUGCGACAUUAGCAUAAAACACAUCACAGAUGAACAUAAAACAUUAUGUUCUCGUCUGCAUUUUUCAGAGAACAGAAAUGCCUGCUUUGGCAACCCAUUGGAAAAGUAGCAAUUAUGGAAAAAAUAUACGUCCAGUGAGGGAUUAAGAGUCGAAAAGCUAUUAAUGAAUAUUAAGGCAGCGAUUCACAAGAAUUGACUCCCCACUGCCGUCAACUUCCAAACAGGCCGCUUUUGCCCAGUCGGGGUCUGGCUUGUCUUCCAGUGUGCGUGCUAAUGGGACUGGAGCCACAUGGGGCCAUGUUCACAUAAAGCAUCUUGUUCCCCUCCCUGGGGGCGCCUGCAGAGCUGCCUCACAGAGAGGGCCUGCAACGGACACUUUCCCUCCAGCCACAUAAUGGCAUCUCAUACGGGGAAGGGACAGAGCUAUCAUUAUGCACUUGGGAGAAAAUUAAGGGCCGACUUAAUUAAACUUAGGUAAGAAGAUUCAUUUUAAGUCAUCAUCACCCCAUGCCCCCAAAAGACCUAGCACUCUUUUAAAUGAAACAAAGAUAACCUACAACUUGAAUUUUAUGUUCCUGUUAUUGGUUUUUACAGGAGCAUCCUGCUUUUCUAAUCUUAAAAACAUUCUUAUAUUUUAUAUCAGUCAGUACUAGAGCAAAGCAGCAGUUUGAUAUUUGGCAUUAAUAUCUUCUGUAAAAGCUUAGAAGAUAUGUCACUUUAUAGUGAGUAAUUUUCUGUAUAGCAAAGGAUAGGUUUUCUGUUUUGCUGGGAAUUCAGUGGUCUAAUCCUAAAAGUUAGAAGGCUUAUUGGAAAAGAUUUCUAGGAAACUUGCCUUCCUUAUUUAAAUAAAUGUUAUUCUAGAGAAAACUAAAGAAAUUUCUCAUGAGAAAGUGACAUUCAUUUCAGUGCUUAUUUUCAAUGCACUUAAUAAUUAAGAAAAACUCAAUUAAAACUUUGUUUAUAAGAAAUGCUUUCCUUGGCAAACAUCGAUUGGGAGUGUGCACUUACAUGCAGAAUAUAUUUCAAAUGAAUUUUGCUCUGGGGUGUCCCCCGGAUGGGGGGACAAUUUAUUUUAAGGCUACUUCCUGGUAAGAAGAAAAAAUAUACAUUUUAAGAGGAAAUAUUGUCUUGAUGUACCAGAAUAUUUCCUAGUUCAUUUGACCCAUUUAUUAAUUUUUUGAAACUCUCCUAUGGCAUGCUAAAUGUUUGAUAUUGAACCCAAUUUCAACCUUGUUUAUAAUUAACAAUUUUGUUGCCAAAAGUUUUAUCAUAUAUUACCAAACUUCAAGCCUUCUAAAAUUUCAUCAUGUUCAUUCAUGAAAUUGGUCCGAGAACAUUUUCUGGGAAGAGGUAAGGGUGAUCGAUGGGCCAUAGGAAACAUAUCUUGCUUGCUAUUUUAAACACCUUAACUUUGGUAUUAGAAUUAUCUUAAUAAGCUGGUCAAAUAAAUUUUGAAAAAAACAGCCCGAAUUAAGUGGGCACGUUCCUGCACAGUGAGUCCUCCACAGUGAGUCAGCCCCCUCCUGAAAAAUAGCUUACUUUUCCAUAAACUGAAAUUUCAGAAAUAAGAUUUGAGAGAUGUG